AUGGCGGCCAGCGCGAAGCGGAAGCAGGAGGAGAAGCACCUGAAGAUGCUGCGGGACAUGACCAGCCUCCCGCACAACCGAAAGUGCUUCGACUGCGAUCAGCGCGGCCCCACCUACGUGAACAUGACGGUCGGCUCCUUCGUCUGUACCUCCUGCUCCGGCAGCCUGCGAGGGUUAAAUCCACCACACAGGGUGAAAUCCAUCUCCAUGACAACAUUCACACAACAGGAAAUUGAAUUCCUUCAAAAACAUGGAAAUGAAGUCUGUAAACAGAUUUGGCUAGGAUUAUUUGAUGAUAGAUCUUCAGCAAUUCCAGACUUCAGGGAUCCACAAAAAGUGAAAGAGUUCCUACAAGAAAAAUAUGAAAAGAAAAGAUGGUAUGUCCCACCGGAACAAGCCAAAGUGGUGGCGUCAGUCCAUGCAUCUAUUUCAGGGUCCUCUGCCAGUAGCACGAGCAGCACACCUGAGGUCAAACCACUGAAAUCUCUUUUAGGAGAUUCAGCUCCAGCACUGCACUUAAAUAAGGGCACGCCUAGUCAGUCCCCUGUUGUAGGUCGCUCCCAAGGGCAGCAGCAGGAAAAGAAGCAGUUUGACCUUUUAAGUGAUCUUGGCUCAGACAUCUUUGCUGCUCCAGCACCUCAGUCAACAGCUACAGCCAAUUUUGCUAAUUUUGCACAUUUCAACAGUCAUGCAGCUCAGAAUUCUGCAAAUGCAGAUUUUGCAGACUUUGAUGCAUUUGGACAGUCUAGUGGUUCGAGUAAUUUUGGAGGUUUCCCCACAGCAAGUCACUCUUCUUUUCAGCCCCAAACCACAGGUGGAAGUGCUGGAUCAGUAAAUGCUAAUUUUGCUCAUUUUGAUAACUUCCCCAAAUCCUCCAGUGCUGAUUUUGGAACCUUCAAUACAUCCCAGAGUCAUCAAACAGCUUCAGCUGUUAGUAAAGUUUCAGCGAACAAAGCUGGUCUACAGACAACAGACAAAUAUGCGGCACUUGCUAAUUUAGACAAUAUCUUCAGUGCUGGGCAAGGUGGUGAUCAGGGUAGUGGGUUUGGGACCACAGGUAAAGCUCCUGUUGGUUCUGUGGUUUCAGUUCCCAGUCAGUCAAGUGCAUCUUCAGACAAGUAUGCAGCCCUGGCAGAACUGGACAGUGUUUUCAGCUCUGCUGCCACCUCCAGUAAUGUGUAUACUUCCACAAGUAAUGCUAGCAGUAAUGUUUUUGGAACGGUGCCAGUGGGUGCUUCUGCACAGACACAGCCUGCAUCUUCAAGUGUGCCUGCUCCAUUUGGAGCUACACCUUCCACAAAUCCAUUUGUUGCUGCUGCUGGUCCUUCUGUGGCAUCUUCUACAAAUCCAUUUCAGACCAAUGCCAGAGGAGCAACAGGCCUUUCUGGAGCAAUGCAUUCUCAAGUGUUUCCUCACGCUCAUUUUGCGGCGACCUUUGGCACUGCAUCCAUGAGCAUGCCUGCGGGCUUCGGGACUCCCGCUCCCUAUAGUCUUCCCACCAGCUUUAGUGGCAGCUUCCAGCAGCCAGCCUUCCCAGCCCAAGCAGCUUUUCCUCAACAGACAGCUUUUUCUCAACAGCCCAAUGGUGCAGGUUUUGCAGCAUUUGGACAAACAAAGCCAGUGGUAACCCCUUUUGGUCAAGUUGCAGCUGCUGGAGUGUCUAGUAAUCCUUUUAUGACUGGUGCACCAACAGGACAAUUUCCAACAGGAAGCUCAUCAACCAAUCCUUUCUUAUAGCCUUAUAUAGACACACUUUACUGGAACGAACUUUUACAUGGUCACAUUACAUCUCUCCGCCUCUUGCACUGUUGUCUUGUUUCACUGAUCUUAGCUUUAAACACAAGAGAAGUCUUUAAAAAGCCUGCAUUGUGUAUUAAACACCAGGUAAUAUGUGCGAAACAGAGGGCUCCAGUAACAACUUUUAACCUGUGAAUUGGCAAAAAAAAAAGUAGCGGUAUCAUGUAUAUUAAAAAUUGGCUAAUAUUAAGUUAUUGCAGAUGCCACAUUCAUUAUGCUGCAGUACUGUACAUAUUUUUCUUAGAAAUUAGCUAUUUGUGCAUAUCAGUAUUUGUAACUUUAACACAUUGUUAUGUGAGAAAUGUUACUGGGGAAAUAGAUCAGCCACUUUUAAGGUGCUGUCUUAUAUCUGGAAAUGAAUGACCUAAAAUCACUUUAACCAUUGCUACUGGAAAGUUAAAGUCAAAAUUGGAAGGUUUUAGUCAUUCUUGAAUUUUUCCUUUCUGAAGAGCUCUUCUGUUUAUACAUGCCUAAAUUCUUUAAAAAUGUAGAGGGAUACCUGUCUGCAUAAUAAAGCUGAUCAUGUUUUGCAACAGUUUGCAGGUGAAAAAAAUAAAUACUAGAAAAUAUGCUAUUGUUUUGUGUUCUUGCUGCAAUGCCUUUACCAAAGUGGCCUUAAAUAUCAGUAGUGAAUUGAGAACAUCUUGAAUUCUUAAAUUAGAGUUUCAGAAGACUUCUAGUGACUAACUUUUAUGUCUAAAAGCAAAUUUUAUAAAAAGGCCAUGUAGAAAAUUUAUUAAAACUACUAUGACUGCUAUGUUUAGGAAUAUGUCAGUGGUAAAGCAUUUAAUGUAGCUUGUUAGAUUCACUGUAAUCCUUCUAAUUUCUUUG
Molecule: messenger RNA, 2628 nt
Organism: Budorcas taxicolor (takin)
Lineage: Eukaryota; Metazoa; Chordata; Mammalia; Artiodactyla; Bovidae
Gene: AGFG1
Product: ArfGAP with FG repeats 1
Exons: 14
Coding region: 1-1737 (578 amino acids)
Cellular component (GO): cytoplasmic vesicle
Molecular function (GO): GTPase activator activity
Source: RefSeq, a predicted model, not a curated record